Messenger RNA from Capsicum annuum, 6252 nucleotides. RefSeq names its product phosphatidylinositol 4-kinase alpha 1-like. The record is from RefSeq and is a predicted model, not a curated record. Gene Ontology annotation, molecular function: 1-phosphatidylinositol 4-kinase activity. Gene Ontology annotation, biological process: phosphatidylinositol phosphate biosynthetic process; phosphatidylinositol-mediated signaling. Gene Ontology annotation, cellular component: plasma membrane; cytoplasm. NCBI's taxonomy places the organism in Eukaryota, Viridiplantae, Streptophyta, Magnoliopsida, Solanales, Solanaceae.
UUCAACCAUGCAAAAAGUGCUGCCAAAAAUGGCAAACUUCGUAGCUGGUUUAGGUGCUUACGCUGUCUAUGUGUUUUGGCCAUUUUCAGUAGUUCUUUCUUCCCCUUUAACAAAACUUGGUAGUACGUUUCAUUGUUUCUGAUUAUUCAUUCGAUAAAGUAAAAUGGAGUCAAUAAUGGAGCUGGUUGAUGUAAUAGCGGAAAAUCCAACUAUAUUCGCCGAUAAAUUAGUAUGGAUAUGCAGCAGAUGUCCUGCUGAACAACCCAGUAGGGUUUCAAGGUAUCAGCUCUAUGCAGUACUAGCUGUUGCUCCAUUUCUGUCUAAAUGCCCUAACCAUUCAAAUGAACUACUGCCGAGAUCGGUACUACUUGCUUUCUAUCGUUCAAUUCGUUCAUCUUUCGACGUACAAUUUUGGCCGCAAUCUUUUUCAAUCAACUCGAUCGGUUCCUUUUUCGAUGAUUUCUUCGAGUAUAUUUGUAGAGCUUGUGAAUUGUGUUCGGAAUUUUCUGCCGACGUAGCUGAGGUUACAUUCGGUAUUGUGACUUCAGCUACUACAACUAGAAGUGAUGUAAAUAAUGAGGGUUUGGGGAUUUCGAAGGCAGUUUUGAGGGCAAUGUGUUGUAGUUUUCCUCUUCUUUGUCCCUCCUAUGCUAACGAAUUGGUUUCGCAUCUGGUUGAGCAGCAUGAGAUGUUAGUUUAUAUGGGAGUUAGCAAUGUAGUUUUAUUAGGCGGAAGUAGUAGUGGGUGUAAUGAUGGAGGAGGAGAUGCAGAAAAACGAGCUAUUGGCUCUUUGAGCAAUGUAGUUUUAGUAGGCGGAAGUAGUAGUGGGUGUCAGGACGGAGGAGAAGAUGCAGAAAAACGAGCUAUUGGCUCAUUCAAAGAGGAGCCUGUGGAUAGCGUUGAGAAACGAGAAAUGACACUGAAAUUGAUAUUAAGUGUCCUGGAUAAAGUCUCCGUUGAUACCAAUCUAUUCGAAAGUGUUCGUUUUAUUGUAGGGCAACAUCUUCAGUCAAUGGUAGCAUUCUUAAAGAUAAGGAAGUGUGACUGGUUGGAAAAAGUGGAGUCACUGAAAGUUAAGAUCAAUGCCAUGCUUGCUGCUUAUCAAACAACAGCCAGGUUGCAGAUUAAAGUGCUUGCAUCCCUUGAUUUGAAUGGAAAAUCAUCAGUAAGAUUGAUGCAUGAGGCUCUUCAUUUUUUCAUAGAGGCUGCAGAGGCAUGUCUAUUCUCGAUGUGGUGGAAGUUGAGAGCAUGCGAAGAGCUUUUCAGCUCCUUGCUUUCUGGGAUUUUCCAUGCUGUUGUUGCCCAUGACAGUCAGAUGCUUGGCUUUCUACUCAAGCGGAUUAAGCCUCUUGUGCUGGAGACAUGUGCUCAGGAAGAAACUUUGGGCAACCAAGGGGCCUUGUUCGAAAGCGUGUUGAAGACAAUUCGUGAGAUAAUUAAGUUUGGAUUGGACAAAGAUCUGUCUCCUAUAUAUUGUUUUAUUAAAAGCAUUAUCAAAUGGACUCAUUAUGAGGAAGAGAAGGAGAAGCAGGCAGCGCCAUCCUUACAGUUGAAUGCUAUAAGGUUACUAGCGGAUCUUGAAGUUUCAAUUAAGAUGCCUGAAGCUGUGGAUAUGAUAUUGCCUUUCUUCAUUGAAAGUUUAGAGUUCAGUGAUGCAUCAGUACCAGGCUUAUUGAGACGCCAACUCCUUGAUGCUGUUGCUCGCAUGGCUAGUUUAGGUUUUAAGAAGUCCUACUGUGAAGCUGUUGUUCUGAUGACAAGGAGUUACCUAAGUAAGCUUUCUGCUGUUGUCUCGGCUGAAACUGAUACCACAGCUUUGAAGGCCACAAUAGAACGUCUUGAGACACUUCCUGCAGGCUUUCUUCUGAUUGCCAGAGACUUGACUACUCCUAAGUUGCGCACAGACUAUCGUCAUCGUUUGCUAUCCCUGUGCACCCAUGUGGGCUUGGCUGCAGUGUCUAAAAGUGGAAAGAGUGGAGCAGAUUUUCUUGGACCUCUCCUUCCUGCUGUGGCUGAGAUAUGUUCAGAUUCUGAUCCUACUGUGAAUGUUGAACCUUCACUUUUGAAAUUGUUUAGAAAUUUGUGGUUCUAUGUUGCUCUAUUUGGGUUAGCUCCUCCAUUAAAUAAUCAUCAUCAGGGCGUGACAAAGUUAGUAUCAACUACUCUAAACAGCAUUGGCAGAACGGGGGCGAUUGAACUUCAAGCAGUGAGUGGUCCAUAUAUGUGGAGUGCUGAUUGGUUCUCCGCUGUCCAACGUAUUUCUCAAGGAACCCCACCUCUUGUUGUGACCUCUGAGAAGUGGCUUGAAAAUGAGUUCGAGCUUAAUGCCCUUCAUAACCCAGGUAGUUGUCAUGGUAGUGGCAAUGAGAAAGCUGCCAUUAGCCAAAGAACUGCACUUUCUGCUGCUUUAGGAGAGUGUAUCGAAGUUUCAGCAAUGAACACAUUUUCUGCUGUCAAGUCAACUUAUCUCCUUGCGGAUGUUUUAGAGGUAACACGGUUUAGUAGCAACGGCGGUAUCCUCAGUGUGGACCCUAGUUCAACAACUUCUAGAAGUGCCUUCAGUUGUGUCUUUGAAUACUUGAAAAGUCCUGGUCUCCCGCUGGUCGUCUUCCAGUGCUUGACAGCGAUCGUUCACAGGGCCUUUGGAACAGCAGUAGCAUGGCUGGAGGAUCGGAUGUCUGAGAUUGGAAUGGAAGCAGAAUAUAGGGAAUUUACGUUAUCCACCCAUGCCAGGUUUCUUGUACAGAAUUUGUCUCAAAGGGAUGAGCAUAUACGAGAUAUCUCAGUUAACUUAUUGAAUCAAUUAAGGGAUCGCUUUCCUCAGAUUAUGUGGAAUUCUUCUUGUCUAGAUUCAUUGUUAUUCUCAGUGCACAAUGAUCCACCUUCAUCUGUAGUCGAUGAUCCUGCUUGUGUUGCUACUAUUCGCUCUUUGUACCAAAGGACUCUUCGCGAAUGGAUAAUUGUUUCACUUUCACAGGCUCCUUGUACUAGUCAGGGUCUUCUUCAGGAAAAGCUGUAUAAAACAAACACUGGGAAAAAAUCACAGCCUACUGCACAAGUUGUUUCUCUCUUAUCUGAGAUAAAAAUUGGUAUUGGUAAAAAUGAUUAUUGGACUGGAACAAGACCAGCAAAUAUUCCUGCUGUUAUGGCUGCAGCAGCUGCAGCAUCUGGAGCAACAUUAAAAUUGACAGAUUCCUUUACUUUAGAGGUGCUCAGUACUGGUAUGAUCGGUGCAACUGUGAAGUGUAUGCAUGCUGGAGAAAUUGCUGGAGUGAGAAGGUUAUAUUACAGAAUUGGUAGCCUUGAUCACCCAGCUUCGGGUCCUGGUGACAUGGUGGAACAUUUGCGGCCAGAAACUGAGUCAUUUACUGAGGUUUUACUUGCAAAGUUUGUCCGAAUGCUCCAGAAAUUUGUUAAUGAAGCAGAAAAAGGGGGAGAAGUAGAUAAGUCAUCAUUCCGUGAAACGUGUUCUCAAGCGACUGCUUUGCUCCUCUCUGAUAUGGCCUCAGAUCCUAAAUCAAAUGCAGAAAGCUUUUCUCAACUUUUAUCUCUUCUUUGCUGGUGCCCAGCUUAUAUAUUGACACCCGAUGCCAUGGAUACUGGUGUAUUUAUUUGGACGUGGUUGGUCUCAGCUGCUCCUCAAUUGUGUUCUUUGGUACUUGCUGAGCUUGUUGAUGCAUGGUUGUGGACAGUCGACACAAAACGAGGUCUUUUUGCAUCUCAAAUUAGGUGUUGUGGACCUGUGGCUAUGUUAAAACCUCACCUGGUACCCGGGGAGCCAGAAGCACCGCCUGAAAAGGAUCCUGUUGAACAAAUAAUGGCGCACAGACUAUGGCUUGGGUUCUUUAUUGAUCGUUUUGAGGUUGUUCAGCAUGAUAGUUUUCCACAGCUUCUACUUUUAGGGCGAUUGUUGCAACAAACUACCAAGCAACAUUGGAACUUUUCUUCCCACCCAGCUGCUACUGGCACUUUUUUCACCUUCAUGCUUCUUGGACUGAAAUUUUGCUCGUGCAAGUCAUGGGGUAAUUUGCAAAACCUCAGGGCUGGGCUUCAGCUUCUUGAAGACAGAAUAUAUAGGGCUUCGUUUUGGUGGUUUGCUCACCAACCUGAGUGGUAUGACUUGAAUAAGAACUUUGCCUUGAGUGAGGCGCAGUCUGUUUCAAUGUUUGUCUACCAUCUUUUGAAUGAGCAAUUAGAUACUCCCCAACUUGAUCCUAGUCUUACAAAUGAGAGGCUGUCGGCACUUGAAAUAGGAGCUCUUUGAAUGAUGUGGAAAGAUCAAUAUCAUCCUGUUUGGGGUAAAAUGGGGAGCUAUGCUGUUGGGAGGGAGAAGCGGAAACAGUUGCUUCUGAUGUUAUGCCAACAUGAAGCUGACAGACUAGAUGUCUGGGCAAAACCUACUGCCAGGGAAAGCACUUCACGUCUUAAAAUCAGCUCUGUGAAAUGGAUCGAUUUAGCUCGAACUGCCUUUUCUUUGGAUCCUCGAUUAGCUUUGUGUGUGGCUGCUAGGUUUCCUACAAAUAAUCAUCUGAAGGCCGAAGUAGAACAGUUGGUGCAAUUGCAUAUAUUGGAGAUGCGUCACAUACCUGAAGCGCUGCCAUACUUAGUCACGCCUAAAGCCAUUGAUGAAAAUUCAACACAUUUACAACAAUUCCCACACUGGGCAGCUUGUUCAAUUACACAGGCGCUGGAGUUCCUCACACUAGCAUACAAGGGUCAUCCAUGUGUCAUGGCUUAUGUUCUAAGAGUGUUGGAGUCUUACCCUCCUCAAACCGUAACCUUCUUCAUGCCUCAAUUGGUUCAGUCCCUGAGAUAUGAUGACGAUAAAUUGGUAGAAGAAUACUUGCUUAGAGCUGCUCAAAGGAGUGACAUAUUUGCCCAUAUUCUAAUAUGGAAUCUGCAGAGUGAAAAUUGUGAGCUGGAGUCGGGGAAACAUUCUUCUGCUAAGAAUAUUGCAUUUUUGGCCCAACUUCCUCUUGUGAGGCAACGAAUAAUUGACAGCUUCAAUGCAAAAGCUCGUGAUUUGUUUCAGAGAGAAUUUGAUUUCUUUGACAAGGUCACAUCUAUAUCUGGUGCUCUCUAUCCACUUUCCAAGGAGGAGCGAAGAGCUGGCAUUCGUAGGGAGUUGGAGAAAAUUGAGAUGCAAGGAGAUGAUCUCUAUCUACCUACUGCUUCUAAUAAAAUCUUGAAAGGAAUUCAGGUUGAUAGUGGAAUUCCCUUGCAAUCAGCUGCCAAAGUUCCUAUUAUGAUCACAUUUAAUGUGGCAGAUUGAGAUGGGGAUAGAAAUGACAUAAAACCCCAAGCCUGUAUAUUCAAGGUUGGGGAUGAUUGUCGGCAAGAUGUUCUUGCUUUACAAGUCAUUUCACUUUUGAAAGAUAUCUUUGAAGCUGUUAGGCUUAAUCUUUAUUUAUAUCCAUAUGGAGUUCUCCCAACUGGCCCAGAAAGAGGAAUAAUUGAGGUUGUAUCCAACUCACGGAGCAGAAGUCAGAUGGGCGAGACAACUGGUGGUGGUCUAUAUGAAAUUUUCCAACAGGACUAUGGGCCUGUUGGCUCUCCCAGUUUUGAAGCUGCUCGUGAGAACUUUAUCAUAAGCAGUGCAGGUUAUGCAGUUGCCAGCAUGUUGCUUCGACCUAAAGAUAGACAUAAUGGGAACCUUCUGAUUGACAGUGCUGGUAGGCUUGUCCAUAUUGAUUUUGGUUUUAUCCUGGAAAUUUCUCCUGGUAGAAAUAUGCGAUUUGAAAGUGCUCACUUUAAGCUGAGCCAUGAGAUGACACAAUUAAUUGAUCCAUCUGGAGAAAUGAAAAGUGAAACAUGGCACCAGUUUGUAAGCUUGUGUGUCAAGGGUUACCUUGCUGCACGUUGCCACAUGGAUGGGAUAAUUAGUACAGUUUCGAUGAUGCUACAUAGCGGAUUGCCUUGCUUUAGCAGGGGUGACCCCAUAGGAAAUCUUCGCAAGAGAUUUCAUCCCGAGAUGAGUGAACGUGAAGCCGCCAAUUACAUGAUUCAUCCAUGUAGUGAUGCGUACAACAAGUGGACGACUACUGGAUACGAUUUGAUUCAAUACAUGCAGCAGGGUAUCGAAAAAUGAGACUUGACUGCUAAAAACUGUAUUCUGUGAACCCCAUUCCAAAGGCUGGCUCCGCCCCUGAGCAGAUAUGCAAAUCUGUAGCCGCUAAUAUAUGGAAAAGGAAAUGUAUAUUAUCACAUUGGAGAAGCAUAAGUAUAUCCCAUGCCAAAUCCAGCUUGCCAGUG